AUGCCGGAAACCAGUCAUCACGACUUCGCAAACUCUCCAGCCAGUAGCCAAUUGACCCGACACCUUCGUUAUAGCUCUGAGCUUGUUCGCUCACCAGAUUCGCCAUAUUCCCGGCCACCAAUGCAGUUCACAACGCGCGAGGCCGAGCUCAUCAAGAACUUUACCGAAAACAUGGCUUUAUGGGCUGAUGCAACAGAUGUACAUCGCCACUUUGAGUUGGAAGUUCCCCGCCGGUCGUUGUACUUCCCUGUGCUGCGUUAUGCAGUUUUUGCCUUCUCUUCGCGUCACCUGAAUCGAGAUAAGGCAGAUACGUCGACCGAAGCGUUGGAGUACUAUAAUUCUUGUCUGAGUGUCUUGAUAGAAGCGGUUGACAAAGCGAGUGGACAUAUUGAUGAGGAAACCCUUGCCGCCAUCGCUAUACUACGGCAGUACGAAGAGAUGGACACGGAAGAUAUGGAAAUGCACCUGACAGGAACAUCCAGGAUCGUCAACUCGAUGUCAGAGUUUGACUUCAAUGGCGGCCUCGGUGAGGCCGCAGCAUGGCUAUGUCUACGACAAGACAUCUAUGUAUCGCUAACAAGAUUGCGGCCUUUGAGAUCAAACCUUGAGAACUACCUCCAAUCUGAUAUCUUUCGACGCACCGACGACGCAGCCUACGCAAACAAGAUGGUUUACCUUCUUGCGCGAUCUCUGGGUUCCAUCUACCCAUCCGAUUCAUCUAUCUCUAAUGAGAGCUUGGAGAACAUUCGACUAGAAGUUGAUGGUUGGUUUGACUCCAAGCCGGCUGCUUUCAACCCAAUCCUAGAAAGUGCCAGGAAUAAGGACGGAGGGAAUUCAUUGCCUAUUAUUUGGGUUCUUUCACCUUUUCAUUCCGUGGGCUUGCAAUACUAUCAUAUCGCCAAGAUUGUUCUGGCCAUGUCUUUCCCUAUCGCUACAGACUCGGUCUUUGAGCAGAUCCGAGAGAGCAAGAAGGUCGAGCGAACGAUUCGAAGCCACCUUCUCCAGGUAAUAGCAUUGGCAAGCUCUCAUGCAAAAGCAGAGAAUGCUUUGUUCACAGCUCGACAUUCAUUAUCCAUUUGGGGCAGCGUCUUUACCGAUAGGAUAGACCAAGAUAUGGUCCUCGACUUCUUGCGACACAUACAACAGAAGACUGGUUGGCAAACAGAGUCAUUGAGCUCAUCAUUGCAGCAACAAUGGACGCAAGACUCGAAUGAGGACUGA
Messenger RNA from Fusarium mangiferae, 1221 nucleotides. RefSeq lists its product as uncharacterized. Lineage: Eukaryota; Fungi; Ascomycota; Sordariomycetes; Hypocreales; Nectriaceae. The transcript has 5 exons. Gene Ontology annotation, cellular component: nucleus. Gene Ontology annotation, molecular function: DNA-binding transcription factor activity; transcription cis-regulatory region binding. Bases 1 to 1221 code for a protein of 406 amino acids. Gene Ontology annotation, biological process: positive regulation of transcription by RNA polymerase II. The record is from RefSeq and is a predicted model, not a curated record.